Molecule: messenger RNA, 3155 nt
Organism: Acanthopagrus latus (yellowfin seabream)
Lineage: Eukaryota; Metazoa; Chordata; Actinopteri; Spariformes; Sparidae
Gene: appl2
Product: adaptor protein, phosphotyrosine interaction, PH domain and leucine zipper containing 2
Exons: 21
Coding region: 118-2127 (669 amino acids)
Biological process (GO): signaling
Cellular component (GO): cytoplasm; endosome membrane
Molecular function (GO): protein binding
Source: RefSeq, a predicted model, not a curated record
UUGGGCCCGCCUCCAACUACUACGUGUUCCCUCUCACCGGCGCGGAGGACUCUGGGAAACCGAGUCCACGCUCUGAAUAAUUCAUGCUCCCAUUUCUUCUCCUCUACCGCUAACAAGAUGCCGGCCGUACAUCACAAACUGCUUCUGGAGGAGGCUUUACAGGACAGUCCUCAGACUCGCUCCUUGCUCAGUGUGUUUGAGGAAGAUGCUGGGAUGCUCACAACCUACACCAACCAGCUGCUACAAUCUUUGCAGCGGGUGUUUGGAGCCCAGAGUGAGAUGGGAUUGGCCACAGAGCAGCUUUCACAGCAGCUUCUGGAAUAUGAGAAGAAAAACUUUGCCCUUGGAAAAGGUGAUGAAGAGGUAAUCACCACGCUGCAGAGCUUCGCCAAAACUGUAGGGGAGCUGAACUCGCUCCACUCAGAGCUAGCCAACCAGAUGGCGGACAGCAUGGUUUUCCCAUUGAUCCAGUUCCGAGAAAAAGACCUUACAGAGAUAAGCACUCUGAAGGAAAUAUUCGGCAUCGCCACUGAUGAGCAUGAGGCAGCUAUGGUCAAAUACAGCCGAUUGCCCAAGAAGAGGGAGAAUGAGAAGCUGAAGUCAGACAUGGUGAAGGAGGUGGCCUACACUAGGAGGAAGCAGCACCAGGCCUCACUGCAGUAUUACUGCGCCCUCAAUGCCCUGCAGUAUCGCAAGAGAGUAGCUAUGCUUGAACCUAUGCUAGGCUACACACAGGCACAGAUCAGCUUCUUCAAGAAAGGCAUUGAACUGGUGUCAAAGAAGAUGGACUGCUUUCUCGCCUCUGUGUCCACCAUGACACAAAAUAUCCAGGCCCAGCUGGACGCAGAGGCGGAGACCAUGCGUAUGGCCCAGAGGGAGCUUCUGUCUGUAGAGGACACCGUCUAUAUGCCAGAUAAGGACACUGAGCCUGUCAAUCGUACGCUUAUCCAGAAGGCUGGCUACCUCAACAUUAGGAAUAAAACAGGCCUAGUGACCACAGCCUGGGACCGACUGUACUUCUUCACCCAGGGAGGGAACCUCAUGUGUCAGCCACGUGGGGCGGUGGCUGGAGGCAUGGUGCUUGACCUGGACAAUAGUUCUGUCAUGGCUGUGGAGUGCGAAGACAGACGCUACUGUUUCCAGAUAACAUCUCCGUCAGGCAAAACGUCAAUGAUUCUGCAAGCAGAGAGCAAGAGGGAAUAUGAAGAAUGGAUUUGCACUGUGAACAACAUCUCCAGACAGAUCUACCUGACUGACAACCCAGAGGCUGUGGCUAUCCGAUUGAACCAAACCGCCAUCCAGGCAGUCACCCCCAUCACUAGCUUUGAGAAAAGACCAGAAGGCUCACCCAACCCUGACAGGUCAGGCAUGCUGCUUGUAGCAAAGCCAGGAGGUGUACUCGCUGGUGGUUCCCAGACAGGGGCAGCUCCAGAACCAGAGGAUCUGAUAGCGCCUGGGACACCGAUUCAGUUUGACAUCAUGCUGCCAGCCUCUGAGUUUCUGGACCAGAACAGGGCUGGGGGGAGACGCACAAAUCCAUUUGGAGAAACGGAUGACGACUGUUCAGCAGAAAGUGAUGACUCCCUCCUGCAGCAAGUAUUCGCCGUGCGCUUUCUGGGCUCAAUGGCAGUGCGCUGUGGCAACAACCAGGAAGUCAUCUAUGAGGCGAUGAGACAGGUGCUGGCUGCCCGAGCCAUACACAACAUCUUCAGGACCACCGAGUCCCACCUCAUGGUCACCAGCAGUAGCCUCAGGUUGAUCGACCCUCAGACGCAAGUUACAAGAAUAAGUUUCCAGCUCCGAGAGGUGUGCCAGUUUGCAGCCCACCAGGAAAACGGGAGGCUGAUGGGAUUUGUGGUGGAGGGCAGAGACUGGAGUGACGGAGACGAGGAGGGAGAGCCCUCGUUUAGCGCCUUCGUCUUUGAGAGCAACACAGAGGGCGAAAAGAUAUGUUACACCAUAAGUUUGGCAAAGGACAUCACAGAAGCCAAGAAGGACCCAGAGGCCCUAGCUCAGCUGAUGAAGAACAUGCCUCUCACCAAUGAUGGCAAAUUCUUGCUGCUGGAGCCUGAGGAGGGCGACACGACCAACGGAGCAGGACAAGAAGACCUGGAGUCUGAGGCCUAGCCCCGCUUAGGACCAAAAUAAAUAAAUAAACCACCAAGACUUAGGCCACAACUUUUCCCCAGGAGAGAGGGCUUUCCUUGGAUGAAGGCAUCAUCAUGACCCCCUAGCCCUAACUCUGGUACUGUACAUCCAUAUUAGAGAGUGUAGUUCACUUCCAUUCACCCUGUGUUACUAGAUUUUUUGCUGUAAUGAAAGCAGAAGAUGUGAGCAGGGGGCUUGCCUUGACCAGUGCAAAAAGCACAUCUCAUUGGUGCUCCAUUAGAUCUGCUUUCCUACGGUCAGACAUGUAGCAUGGGUUUGAUUUGGAAUUGUUUUUAACGCCGCUGUCGGUGGUACUUACUUCAAAAGGGACACUAUAUAGGUACUGAUUGUGUUUUAUUGUCUUCUAAUAUCCCCAGCCAUGUAACAGAAGGUGGUGAAUCAUGUACUUCAGUUUAGGUUUACAUUCUUUUUUGGGUUUACAUAGUUUUGGGUGUGGAGAGUUCAUUCCUUUAUGUUGUUUUACACGUGUUUGAAAUGUUCUUAUGCAACUACUUUGGCGGUUAUUUCUUGUUUUUGUGUACAAAAAAGUUAAUGCACUUCCGAGGAUAAUAUCUGUUUAAUAACUCUUGAUGGCUACAGAAUGCACCUACUGAGAAAUUUGAAGGAUCCUACACUUUUAUAGACAUGAAGGACUUAAAAAUGGGUUAAACUCAAGCCAGCUCCCUAUAUCUUCAGAGCAAUGGCGGUUGCAUUGCUUGUUAGUAUCGUUACUAUGUCAGCAUGACUGUUGAAGCAGUGGACACAAUUGGCUUUUUACUUCCACAUUUUCCACAUUUUUCUCCACUACCUGUACAAGACAAGUCUUAAGAUGAUCUGUAUUCCGUAUGAGGUCCUCUUUGAGAAGCCCAAAUACACUUAGUGAAAUUAAAAAGCAAGUUGCGUUUAAUUUCCUGUAAGCCUUUGUAAAUAUGAACUGUCUGAGUGUCUAUAUGAUGUUUUAAUCAGAGUUGGCUGAAUUAAAAGCUUCCAGAUUCAGUACACUAGGA